AUGGAGUCCCUUCCCACCUUACAGGCUAUAUCGGGUCAGUAUGGACUAGAGUCCACUGUCGCGGAGUCCGUUGCAAGAGGGCCCGCAAGCCUCGCCAUCUGCCGAAGAGCGCUGUGGGCCUCUCAAGCCUGCGCAGCUCCCAGCCAGCCAGUCGGUUCGUUUACCCGUUUUGUCUCUUCCGUCCUUGGGCAUCCACCCACCACCCCACAUCGCCACAGUCUAGCGCACGGGUCUGGCAGACUGUCUGCCAAGGAGCGGGGGCCGCCCGUCUGGCACCGGGGCGAAUCCCGUCGCCGCUCGACUGUGAUGCGGCAGCCGAGGGGAGGGAGCGAGUCCGGCUUCAUUCAGCUCGCCUUCGAGGGGGCGCGGCGCUGGGGGGAUGCAGGGACCAGCAGCGGCGCGCCCGGCCUGGCGGAGGAGCCCCCGGAGGGCAGCUUGCCCUGUCCCCCAAGCGGUUCAGAUUCCCCUAACCCCCAACUGGGCAAAGAGUUUCAGAGCAAUAUGUUUGUGGACGUGGACACUCAUCAGAGAAAGGAGGAUUUUGCUGCUUUGGAGACAAUCUGGAUGAGGAACUGUGUCCCCUAUCAGAACAAGAUUCACACAGACAUCUACCCAGACACAGUAGCAAUACAGACCACUGGAUCAGACUUCAGCAUCUGCUUCUCCUUCGUGUAUGGAGUGGAUGCGGACCAGAACGGGGACAGCUGCAGGAAAGCAAAGUUCAUGUAUCCUGCUGUCUACUCAGGUGCCAAGAAUCUGGCCUGGCUAAAGUUACACAAAGGUUUCAGCAGCUUCCAGACUGGAUUACAGCAGUGGUCCCUGUAUGGGACUGCCUUUGACAAAGCUCUCAAAGUUCUGGUGUUUGACCAGAGUUCCUAUCCUAUCUGGGAAGAUUUCAACUCCAAGGCAACGAAACUCCACUCCCAACUGCGGACUACAGUGCUGGCUGCAGUAGCCUUCCUGGAUGCCUUCCAGAAAGUGGCAGACAUGGCCACCAACACGCGAGGAGCGACAAGAGACAUUGGCUCAGCCCUGACCCGGAUGUGUAUGCGCCACCGUAGCAUUGAAGCCAAACUGAGGCAAUUUACCAAUGCCCUAAUGGAGAGCCUGAUUAAUCCUCUGCAGGACAGGAUAGAGGACUGGAAGAAAACCGCUAACCAGCUUGACAAAGACCAUGCAAAAGACUACAAACGAGCCCGUCACGAGAUAAAGAAGAAAUCGUCUGACACGCUGAAGCUGCAGAAGAAAGCCCGCAAAGAACUUCUUGGGAAGGGGGAUCUGCAGCCACAGCUGGACAAUGCUCUCCAGGACGUCAGCGAUAUGUAUCUCCUCUUGGAAGAGACGGAAAAACAGGCUGUCCGCAAGGCCCUUGUUGAGGAGCGUGGCCGAUUCUGCACCUUCAUCGCUUACUUGCAACCUGUGGUGAAUGGAGAGAUCACCAUGCUGGGAGAGAUCACCCACCUGCAGGGCAUUAUUGAUGACCUGGUGGUGCUGACCGCAGAGCCUCACAAGCUGCCCCCAGCCAGUGAGCAGGUGAUCAAAGAUCUGAAGGGCUCCGAUUACAGUUGGUCUUACCAGACUCCGCCAUCAUCUCCUAGCAGUUCUGGGUCUCGCAAGUCUAGCAUGUGCAGCCUGGCACAGCCUGUGAACGCCAACACCCGCCUGUCCAGUGUCUCAUCACAUGACUCCGGCUUCAUUUCCCAAGAUGCCAUGUUCUCCAAGCCGCCUUCGCCAAUGCCCUCGGAUAUCACCAGUCAGAAGUCUUCCAGCUCCGCUUCGUCCGAGGCCUCAGAGACCUGCCAGUCUGUUAGUGAAUGCAACUCCCCGACCUCGUGGAAACCGCUGAAUGUAGCUCUUGGGGCCAGGACUGAAGGAAGCUCCCGACGAAGCCUCAGCCUGGAUUGGUCUAAAGCCACCCUCUAUGAGCAGCCAGUGGCAAAUACUCUGCAGCGAAGGAAAGACCGCGUCGAGCAUCUCCGGGAGGCAGAGAUGGGCUCUGCCACCCUGGUGUAUCCGGGCGUCAGCUUGGAGGAAGGGUCGAGGCCACGCAUGUCCCCGGCUUCCAUCGCUGCCAAG
Gekko japonicus is the source of this 2076-nucleotide messenger RNA. Its product is annotated as MTSS1-like protein. The record is from RefSeq and is a predicted model, not a curated record. Gene Ontology annotation, biological process: cell projection assembly; plasma membrane organization. The annotation marks the transcript as partial. The transcript is spliced from 18 exons. NCBI's taxonomy places the organism in Eukaryota, Metazoa, Chordata, Lepidosauria, Squamata, Gekkonidae. Gene Ontology annotation, cellular component: cytoplasmic side of plasma membrane; actin cytoskeleton. Gene Ontology annotation, molecular function: actin binding; phospholipid binding.